Camellia sinensis is the source of this 605-nucleotide messenger RNA. The record is from RefSeq and is a predicted model, not a curated record. Lineage: Eukaryota; Viridiplantae; Streptophyta; Magnoliopsida; Ericales; Theaceae.
AUGGUGCUAAGCAGGAGAAUAUUAUCCUUUGAAGCUGUGUAUAAGUGUCUUGAGGAGAGCUAUGGUGCUAAGCAGGAGAAUAUUAUCCUUUACGGCCAAUCUGUUGGCAGUGGCCCCACGUUGGAUCUUGCAGCUCGUCUUCCUCAUUUGAGAGCUGUGGUUCUGCAUAGUCCUAUACUUUCAGGCUUAAGAGUCAUGUAUCCUGUGAAGCGUACGUAUUGGUUCGACAUCUAUAAGAACAUUGACAAAAUCCCAUAUGUUAAUUGUCCUGUGCUGAUUAUUCAUGUAAGUAUGCAAUUUUCAACAUUUUACCUUUUAGAAUUACUUAUGGUAAUUGAAGAACCAUUCUGAUACAGUUUUUAGACAAUUAAGCCAUUGUAUAAGCUAGCAUGAAACUCUUACCUUCUUUAUCUGCCUUGCUUCUUUGUUUCUGUGUUUUUGUGGGUACAUGUAUAUGAUCAUAACCACGGACUUGGAUGACUAAGAUCUUAUGACUUGAUGGCUAUAGUUGAGAGUUUUCCAUGGUAUUUGUCACAUCCUCUCUAAGAUACUUAACUGGUUUUAGAGAGAGAUCCUCAGAAGAAGACAAAUCCAAACUAUAACCA